This is a messenger RNA of Rhineura floridana, 1721 nucleotides long. RefSeq names its product kallikrein-14-like. The record is from RefSeq and is a predicted model, not a curated record. Bases 206 to 973 code for a protein of 255 amino acids. Gene Ontology annotation, molecular function: serine-type endopeptidase activity. Gene Ontology annotation, biological process: proteolysis. The transcript is spliced from 6 exons. NCBI's taxonomy places the organism in Eukaryota, Metazoa, Chordata, Lepidosauria, Squamata, Rhineuridae.
AAGAGCCUCAGAAGCAGUGAUGCAUCAGACAGGGAAUCCAUUAAGGCCAUCCUGCUCCCCUGGCAUUUAAAUGUUAACCUCUCCACUUAGUUACUCACCUGCUCUCCUCCAGGCAUCACUGUUAAAGCUUCUUCCACCCACAGCAUCAGGUACGGCAGCAAAUUUCUUAGGAAGACUGAUCUUCUCUUGAUCCGCCAGCGCAACUAUGAAGCUGUUGGCCUUUGGGCUGCUUCUGAUGAGCUCUGCAGGUUUUGCCCAGGAAGGCAUAGGUGACCGAAUCAUUGGAGGCUAUGCUUGCCCAUAUAACUCCAGAGCCUACCAGGCAGCCAUUGUAUCUGGACACAGAGGAAACUGGAGAAAUUAUUGUGGAGGAAGCUUAGUGCAUCCGUGUUGGGUGCUUUCAGCAGCACACUGCAAACCCAAACUAGGAAUGAAAGUGUGCCUAGGAAAGCACAACUUGAAGAGGGUUGAACAGGGAGAACAGUGCUUGAGUAUUGCUGAAGUUAAAGUACACCCAGGCUACAAUAGGAGGAAAAACGACAAGGAUUACAUGCUUCUCCGGCUUAGCCCCUGUGCCAAACUCUCCGAAUCCGUGAGGACUGUUCAGCUGCCUAACAGAUGCCCUAAUGAGGGGAAGCCAUGCACUGUCUCGGGCUGGGGCACCAUCAAAUCUCCUCUAGCUUGGGUCCCUGCACAGCUACAGUGUGCCAAUGUCAACAUUGUCUCAACAGAGCAGUGCAAUCGAAUAUAUCGUGGUGCUAUUUCACCGAAUAUGGUGUGUGCUGGAGUACCACAAGGAGGCACCGACUCCUGCCAGGGUGACUCUGGGGGCCCACUCAUCUGCGGCGGGCAACUCGAAGGCGUGGUUUCUUGGGGAACAUUCGUGUGUGCACAGACAGGGAAUCCAGGUGUGUACGCCAAAGUGUGCUGCAUUGUGCCUUGGAUCCAGAAGACGAUAAAUAACAAGUGGUGACUCACUUCCAUGAUGCAGAACUCAGUGGAAGAAGAAGGUUCCGCAAAAAGACCCUGAAGAUCAAUCAGCCCCCUGGCACAGUAGUUUUUCUUUCCCUUACUUGUUGUGAAGGACAUUCCAUAUUUAGCAAGGCUCUCCCCAAGGCUGGCUUGCACUAUUUUGCUGCCCAAAGAGAAAAUUAAUGUUGCUGCACCCCCUGUUCUCCAUCACGCUGUAUUGGCGGGGAGCAAUUGUAAACUUUAAGAAUGAAUGGAGUGGAAGAAAGGGGCUGCAAGAAGAGAAACAGAAUGGGGGGGUUAAAUACAGCCAUCCCCAUCUUUGGCUGUGUUGUGGGGAGAGCAGGGGACUUGUGGGUGGCGGAAGCAGAAAACAGCUGCCCUGCAGUGCCAUUCCAGAGUGGGGCUAAGAUAGCAACAGUGAAUGAGUAGGUGCUACCUUUAAAAGAUGGUUCCAAUUUUGUUUUGUGGUUUCUGACUCUCAGCUUUUGUUCUUCCAACAGCUCCCACUUCUCAUUAGGCCAGCUUUUUUCUCCAUGUGAUUUUCUUGUCCACCAGAAAUUGGUAUAUAAGGUUAAUAAACAUAGCAGGAUCCAGGUAUUUGCUUGACAAAGUGCUUGGGACCAAAAAGGAAUAUCACUGUUUGGGGAUGUCUGUAUGAUUGUGGAAUGCCCUUGUUUAAAGGAGGGGAAAAUUCCUGGAAAAUGCAGUACUAAUCCCCUUGAUUAUGCUGAUUAAAAAACUCACCCUGA